AUGGCAUCUUCAACACCUAUCGUCAGGAGGCAUUCAGAAAUGCCAAGUCGUCAAACGCCCCAAAGGAAAAUCAGUACUUUUACAGAUUCAGGACAGCAAUCUUCUCCAGCAGAAAUGAAAAGAGGUAAUAGUAGCAUAAACGUCGAGCGUAGUAGAGCCCGAAGGGAACAAUUGAGAAAUUUCUAUGGAAUCAAAGAAGGUGCUACGGAAGUAUCGGGAUCAGGUGUGAGGGGUGAUCCAUUAGAUAUAGAUUCACCUUCGUUCAGUCCGACGGCAUACUACGAAGAUCUGGUAUCGAAAAGUACUUUAAAAGGAUUAAUGGAGAAAUCGACUUCGUUAAAUGCAGAUAUAGGUAAUCUCGAAGGAUCAAGGCAUUCUUUAGUAUAUAACCAUCAUCAUCAAUUAUUCGCAGCAGGAGAUACGAUAUCUCAUUUAAAUUCACGUACUCCACAACUUUUAUCUAUCGUAACGGAAUUACAACAGUCUUUCUCGUCGAUCUCUCAACUUGUAGAUUCCAUCUCAUUACCUGAAAACGACAAAGGUCCAAUCCCGAGUCGUAAAGAUAAUUCACUCACGCUGAACGAGGUUGAAAGGGGGAAAGAUAGAGUUGAACUGAUGAUUCUUGCUCAAGACUCACAUGAAAACAUUCGAAAAUACUUUGAAACUCUUAAAGAUAAAAUGGUCGCUGAAGUCGGCACUAGUAAUCCGAAAGAAUAUGAGAAAAUCAGUGGACUGCUAGACGAGAUCAAAAGGAGAAUAGAUGACUUGCCUGUAUCAGAAGAAGCAACCGCAUGA
Messenger RNA from Kwoniella shivajii, 795 nucleotides. RefSeq lists its product as uncharacterized. The coding region runs from base 1 to 795 and encodes 264 amino acids. The transcript has 5 exons. Gene Ontology annotation, biological process: Golgi vesicle transport; Golgi organization; lysosomal transport. Lineage: Eukaryota; Fungi; Basidiomycota; Tremellomycetes; Tremellales; Cryptococcaceae. Gene Ontology annotation, cellular component: membrane; EARP complex; GARP complex. The record is from RefSeq and is a predicted model, not a curated record.